AUGAGGUCGAGCGGAAAGAAACUGCCUCGGGAGACUACGUUUGGAGGUCCAAACAAACAACCAAGUCUCAACAUUCAGAAGGACGCCGCGCCGCCUCCAUAUAACGCACUGGACCUUCUUCGUGACGGAACUCCUCAGGCCCCAAGAAACACAGACGAGAGUGAGACCGUCGAAUCUCUUCGUGCCCGGAACCCGGCGACUCGGCCUCCUCGCAAGACCUCGCACAUCUUGAACCCUCCCCCACACAAGACGACGCCUAUUGGAGCCGCUACGGCAGCCGCUUCAAGUGCUAUGAUCUGUGUAGUCCGAGCUCUCGACGAGGAAGAUCGCAGAAUGGUCGCCGCACGUACUGCCCAAGCGAUUUCUGUCGCUGUCUCCACCUCACGCUCUUACGCUUCCUUCGUUGCUGCUGUAACUGCUGCUGAGAGCACCGCUUUUCUUCUUCUAGAAUCCCACCGUGACCGAGGGUGA
Molecule: messenger RNA, 471 nt
Organism: Diaporthe citri
Lineage: Eukaryota; Fungi; Ascomycota; Sordariomycetes; Diaporthales; Diaporthaceae
Exons: 1
Coding region: 1-471 (156 amino acids)
Source: RefSeq, a predicted model, not a curated record